AUGAGCAAUCUCAAGCGAAAGGAUGCCCCUGGCGGCCAUCCUCCUGCUAAAUCCGCCAAGCAGUCUAAAGAGGCGAACCCAUCCAAGACCGACAAGCCAAAGCCCGCCGACGCACCGAAAAAGGCGGUUGUUUCCGUUCUCAAGGACGAGGAACCUCUUUUCCCCAGAGGCGGUGCCAACAUCCUUACGCCUCUCGAACAGAAGCAGAUUCAAUUGGAGGCCAAGGCUGAUGCUGCGCACGAGGAAGAGUUCUCCCUCGGCGGCAAGCCCCAGAAGAAGAAGAAGCGAACGGCUUCCCUCAAAAAGGCUGAAAAGAAGACUGAGUCCAAGUCUGAGGAAGACUCUGUAAAAAUUGAGAGUCUCAACUUCAAGAAACUGGUCAAAGGAUCAAUCGUUCUCGGCCAAAUCACACGGAUUAGCAAUCUCGCUCUCGAGGUCGCUUUGCCCAACAACUUGACUGGCCACGUCUCUAUCGUUGCCAUUUCCGAACAGCUUACGAACCGACUACAAGGCGACGCCAAGGAAGACAACAACGACGAAAAAGAAGACGACUCUGACGACGAAGGCGAGGAUGUCGACCCCAAGUCCAUCUUCGAGAUUGGCCAAUUUGUUCGCGCCUUUGUUUUAUCCACAGUCGACGGUGCUGUAGCCGGCAAAGGGAAGCGCAAGAUUGAGCUUUCUCUCCGCCCGGUUGAAGCCAACACCGGGCUCAACAAGGACGAUGUGGUGCCCAACUGCACUGUCGCUGCCGCUGUAGCCAGUGUCGAGGACCACGGAUGCAUCAUGGAUCUUGGAAUUGACGGGCUGAGCGGCUUCCUCCCAAACGGCGAGAUAGAAACCAAGAUGAACCGCGACCGCCUGCAAGAAGGCGCCGUCUUUCUCUGCCAGGUCACCGCCAAAAAGGGCAGUGGCAAGGUUGCUCAGCUCACCCUGAAGCAAGACAAAAUCGGCAACGUCAACAACCACCCUGCCGAUGCUACGACUAUCAACACAUUUCUCCCCGGUACCGCAGUCACCGUCCUGGUUACCGGCAAUAGCAGCAGGGGCAUCUCAGGCAAGAUUAUGGGACACGUCGAUGCCACAGCCGAUCUCAUCCACUCCGGAAUUGGUCCCUUGGGCACCGAUGUUGAAUCGAAAUACAAGAUUGGCUCCAAGGUCAAAGCCAGAAUUAUCUGCAACUUUCCCACAGCAAAGAGCCCUAAACUGGGCAUCACGCUGUUGCCGCAUCUGACAGCCCUUGCGAAGAAGCGUCCCGAAGGCCCCAAACGGUCCAGCCUCCCCCUACAAGUGCUUCCUAUUGCUUCGACAGUCGAAGCGUGCACGGUCCGUCAUGUCGAGACCGACAUGGGCUUGUUUGUGGAUGUCGGCGUUCCUGGCCUCUGUGGAUUUGUUCACAUUUCCCGCGUCAAGGACGGCAAGGUCGAUGCCCUCUACGAAUCCAGUGGCCCUUACAAGGUCGGCUCGACACACAAGGGCCGUGUUAUCAGUUACAAUGAAAUGGACAGCGUCUUCCAUCUGUCAUUCCAGAAAUCCGUUCUCGAGCAAACAUAUAUUCGCCACGAAGACGUGCCUGUCGGGACCGUCAUAACUUGCGACAUCGAAAAGAUGGUCAUCGACGAAAACGGUGUCAACGGCCUCGUUCUCAAAAUUGCCGAAGGUAUCACUGGCUUCGUCGCUGAGCGUCAUCUAUCCGACGUCAAGCUGCAGCACCCCGAGAAGAAGUUUCGCCAGGGCAUGAAGAUCAAGGCCCGCGUGCUGAGCAACGAUCUGAUCAAGAAGCGAAUUAGGCUCACUCUCAAAAAGACUCUUGUCAACUCUGAAACCCCCAUCAUCACAAAAUAUGACGAUGUCAAGGUUGGCAGCCAGGCGCUCGGCACCAUUAUUAAGCUCGAGCGAAGCGGCGCCCGAAUCCAGUUCUACGGUGAGCUGCGAGGAUUCUUGCCCAUUUCUGAGAUGAGCGAGGCCUAUAUUCGUGAUCCCACAGAGCAUUUCCGCGUUGGCCAAGUCGUCAGUGUUCAUGUGCUCGACGUUAAUCCCGAGCAAAGACGCCUGGUUGUUUCUUGCAAGGACCCCGGCGCAUUCGGUCUUGAGAAGCAAACUGCAUUGAAGGAUUUGUCGCUCGGUGACAUAGUUUCCGCCAAGGUCAUUCAAAAAUCUGAAGACCAAGUCUUUGUCGAGCUCGACGGCAGCCUGCUCAAGGCUAUUCUUCCUGUCAGCCAUCUCACCGACAAAUCCGCGUCCAAGAACCAAUUUGCGCUCAAGAAGGUGUCUGCUGGUCAGACUCUCUUCAACCUGGUUGUGAUUGACAAGAAUGACAGCCGUCGCUCUGUCAUUCUUACGCAAAAACCUAGCCUGGUUGAGGCUGCCAAGGAGGGAAAGCUGCUCAAGUCUUUCGAGCAGGCCAAGCAGGGCAAAGUACUUGCUGGUUUUGUGAGAAAUGUCACGGCGACCGCGGUCUUUGUUCAGUUCGCCGGCUCACUUCACGCACUGCUUCCUAAAGCACGUCUCUCGCCCGAGGCUCAGGCUAAGCCUAACUUUGGUCUACACAAAGAUGACUCCAUCGAAGUCCGCGUCGUAUCCACCAUCCCCGAUCUCAGCCGCAUCAUGGUCGCCCCGGCCUCUGCACCUGCUGAUCAAGAUGUCGCCGGCAAGAGCGAGAAGGCCAAGGCUGCUCCCGCUGACGGUCUCGCUUUUGGCUCCGUCACAAAGGCCAAGAUUACCUCUAUUAAGGAAACACAACUCAAUGUACAGAUUGUCGAUUCUGACGUUCAAGGCCGAAUCGAUGUUUCCAACGUCUUUGGCAACUGGGACGACAUUGCUGACCCCAAGCAGCCGCUCGCCACCUUCCACAAAGGCCAGGUGCUGCGUGUCAAGGUUGUGGGCGUGCACGAUGCUAAGGACCACCGUUUCCUGCCCAUCUCUCACAGAUCCGCUCACUCCAUCCUGGAGCUCACGGCGCGCCGAACUGACUUAGACGCCGAGACACCGAAGGAGCUCACCUUUGGCUCCCUCAAGGUCGGACAAGCUCAUAUUGCGUUUGUCAACAACUUUACGCAACAAUACCUCUGGGUCAACUUGUCCCCCUCCGUCCGUGGCCGCAUUUCUGCUAUGGAAGCAUCAGACGAUUUGUCGCAGUUGAACGACUUGGAAGGCAACUUCCCUCCUGGGUCUGCUCUCAAGGUCCACGUAACGUCUGUCAAUGCCGAAAACAGCCACCUCGAUCUUUCUGCCCGCUCUUCCUCUUCCAAGGACAUUGUAACCUGGGAUUCUAUCAAAGCUAAUAUGGUUAUCCCUGGAAAGAUCACAAAAGUCAACGAGCGACAGAUCCUUGUCAAGCUUAGCGAGUCUGUCUCUGGACCCGUCCAUCUGCCCGACAUGGCCGACAACUUUGACGAAGUCAAUACCACCCAGUACCGCAAGGGUGGCAUAGUCCGUGUGUCCGUAGUUGACGUCGACAAGAGCAACAAGAGACUACGACUCUCUAUUCGCCCUUCGCGCAUCAUGAGCUCUACUCUGCCUGUCAAGGAUAAAGAGAUCACCGAUCUCGCUCAACUGUCCUCCGGUGACAUCGUUCGAGGAUUCGUCAAGAACGUUGCCGACAAGGGCCUUUUUGUUCUGCUGGGUGGUCAGGUCUCUGCGCUGGUCAAGAUUUCCAACCUUUCCGACCGCUAUUUGAAGGAGUGGAAGGAUCAAUUCCAGGUUGAUCAGAUGGUGAAAGGUCGCAUUAUUUCUAUCGAUAAUGCCACCAAGCAAAUUGAACUGAGCCUCAAGUCGUCCGUUGUCGAUGAAGACUACACGCCUCCCGUUACCUACAAAGAUAUUUCUGUUGGCCAGAUCGUUACCGGCAAGAUCCGCAAGGUGGAGGACUUUGGUGCUUUUAUCCUGGUUGACAACUCGUCCAACGUCAGCGGUCUGUGCCAUCGCAGCCAAAUGGCCGAGAAUCCUGUGCAGGAUGCUACCAAGCUCUACAAGGAGGGUGACAUUGUCAAGGCCAAGGUCCUCGAGGUAGAUGUCAAUAAGCGCAGAAUCAGCUUUGGCUUGAAGCCGUCGCUCUUUGAGGACGAGGACACGGAUAUGGACUCUGACUCUGAGCAAGGCGCCGCUCUUGUCGACGAGGAUGACAGUGAUGAUGACAUGGAUGAGGGUGCUCUUCUCAAGCUCAUUCAAGCCCGGGCGAAUGAUGACGAUGACGAAGAUGAUGAUGAAGAGGGAGACGACGAUGAGGACGACGAUGAGGACGACGAUGAGGACGAGGAGGAGAAUGAUGAAGCUGGCAGUGACGAAGACUCGGAGAUGGACGACGCACCUGCUGGUGCUGGCCUGGGUGGUGGCAAGUCUACCUGGACGGCCGAUCCCUUUGCUGAGUCAGGCUCCGAGUCUGAGGGCGACAAGCCCAACAAAAAGGCAGACAAGACUAAGAAACGCAAGAAGAACGAGAUCGAGGUUGACAAGACAGCCGAGCUCGACACCAAUGGCCCCCAGACCUCGAGCGACUACGAGCGUUUGCUCCUGGGUCAGCCCGACUCGUCCGAGCUGUGGAUCGCAUACAUGGCCUUCCAGAUGCAGGUGAGCGAGCUGCCCAAGGCGCGCGAAGUGGCCGAGCGCGCCAUCCGCACCAUCAACAUCCGCGAGGAGACGGAGAAGCUCAACGUGUGGGUCGCGUACCUCAACCUGGAAGUCGCCUACGGCACCAAGACGACCGUCGAGGAGGUCUUUAAGCGCGCUUGCCAGUACAAUGACCCGCAGGAGAUUCAUGAGCGCCUGGCCAGCAUCUACAUCCAGUCGGAGAAGCUCAAGGAAGCCGAAGCGCUGUUCGAAGCCAUGGUCAAGAAGUUUGGCGCCAAGGCGCCCAACGUGUGGAUGAACUAUGCGCACUUCUUGCACGUCACGCGCGCCGAGCCCCCGCGCGCCCGCGCCCUGCUGCCGCGUGCGAUGCAGCAGCUCGGCGCCGCCCACGGGCAGACGGUCGUUUCGCGCUUCGCGGCGCUCGAGUUCCACUCGCCCAACGGCGAGCCGGAGCGCGGCCGCACCAUGUUCGCGGGCCUGCUUGACACGUACCCCAAGAAGGGCGACCUGUGGAACCAGCUGCUGGACCUGGAGAUGGGCAUCGAGGGCGCGCAGGCGGACCCGACGGCGGUGCGGGACGUGUUUGAGCGACGGACAAAGGUCAGGGGCCUGAAGUCGCAGCAGGCAGAGAAGUGGUUCCGCCGGUGGACGGCGUUUGAGGAGAAGAUUGACCCCAAGGGCAAGGGCAAGGUGACAGCCAAGGCGCAAGAAUGGGGGGCGGCGUUCAAGGCGCGCAAGGAGGCGGAUGCGGCAGCGGCGGUCGAUGAGGAGAUGGAGGAGUAG
Akanthomyces muscarius is the source of this 5349-nucleotide messenger RNA. RefSeq lists its product as uncharacterized. The transcript is spliced from 2 exons. Lineage: Eukaryota; Fungi; Ascomycota; Sordariomycetes; Hypocreales; Cordycipitaceae. Gene Ontology annotation, molecular function: protein binding; RNA binding. Gene Ontology annotation, biological process: rRNA processing. The record is from RefSeq and is a predicted model, not a curated record. Bases 1 to 5349 code for a protein of 1782 amino acids. Gene Ontology annotation, cellular component: nucleolus; small-subunit processome.